This is a messenger RNA of Closterium sp. Naga37s-1, 628 nucleotides long. The record is from the annotation of a GenBank genome assembly. Lineage: Eukaryota; Viridiplantae; Streptophyta; Zygnematophyceae; Desmidiales; Closteriaceae.
GACGCUGUACCUGGGCACGCUGCUGCUGGUGUACGACGAGGGGGGCGACCACCACGAGGGCGCCGUGCGAGUGGGCGCCGCCACGCGCCACCUGCUGGCGGCGCUGAAGGCGAAUCUGGAGCGCAAGGGAGACGCGUUCCACGAUGAGGCGAUGCGCGCCGUGUUCCUCAUGAACAACUGCGAGUACAUCCAGCGCAAGGUGGAAGAGCAGCAUGUGAAGAUGAUUCUUGGGCGGGCAUGGGUGGACGAAAACGCAAAGGACCUCGAGAAGCACCGAGAUGUCUACAUUAGAUGUAUUGUGAAUAAGGUGUCGGCUGUGCUGUCGGACCACCGGGGCGACGUGGCGGCGUUCACUCGGCGAGUGCAGGCGCUGCAGGCGGUGCUGGAGGGCGUGCAGGCGCAGCAGAGCGGGUGGAGCAUCGGGAAUGGCGACCUGCGCGCGUUCGUGCGGGGGGAGGUGGCCUCGCAGGUGCUUCUCCGAUACUCCGACUUCCUCGACCGCCACAGUCCCCGUGUUGCGGUGCCGUUGAGGCGAUGGAGGGAGCGUGUUGAGGGAUGUGGUGGAGGUGGGGUAGUGAGGCAUGUGGGGAGUAAGGGAGGGAGAAGCAGCAAGAAGGGAAGGCGAUGA